CACUCCAUUACUCGCCCCCCUUUCAGGACCACCACUCUCCUUCACAAACCCACUCUCUCCGACCUUUCUCGAAUCUCAUCUUCUCCGGCGACCUCCUCAUCGGAAGAUGAAUUUUCCGAUCGCACUCCCAUUCAGAUCAGGACUUGCCGUUUUCUUCUGCAAUCAUCGUCGCCAUGUUUUUUACGAAAAAUCUCUGAGAUAACCCUCCUCCCUUUUCCUUUCCCUAUUUUCUCUACUUCCUUCUUGCUCCAGCAUUUUUCCAGAAGUGUCUUCUCUUUCGGCCUUCGUAUGUACAUUUUUGCGGUGGUUUUUUCCCUUUCGAUCGCUUCACGGCUAUUCUGUGCGUGGAGUAGCUGACCAGUGGGCGUGGAGCGAUUAGUGGAAGCGUGUCAUUGAUUCCGUUUUGUUCUUCAUUUUUUGAGUCUAAAGUUUUAGAGUGGGAGAUUCUGAAUGUACAUGCAACUAUCUGGAGUUCAUUUCUCUGAUUUUUCUCUGUGAUUUCGGUUUUGUGAAUUUCAAUGAACUCGAGCUGCACAGAGUAGAGAUUUAGUAGGUGUAGUUUGGGAAUUUCAGACCGGAGCAAAUCUGUAUUGCAAUUUUUUUUCUCUUUUAAAUUUCGGAACUUUCUCGACGGAGCAGAAAAUUUUCUGUUUGUUUCUUUUCGGUAAUGAAGAUCCAACCGAUUGAUAUCGAUGUUCAGACGGUGAGAGAACAGGUUCGUCCUGAAUCGGCCAAGCCUCUGUUAAAAUCGCGACUGAGGCGGCUUUUCGAUCGGCCGUUUCCGAGCGUUCUGAGAAGCUCUGCGGUUGAGAAACCGAUUAUUGUUGGUGAACCAGCUCAGUUUAGCAGCAAAGAUGGAGGAGGAGGGACCGAGUUCGAGCCGAGCUCGGUUUGCUUAGAUAAGAUGGUGCAGAAUUUCAUCGAGGAGAGCAACGAGAAGCAACCGGCAGCUGUCAAGUAUGGCCGCAAUCCCUGCAAUUGCUUCAACGGCAAUAGCAAUGACAGCUCCGACGAUGAAUUCGAUGUAUUUGCGUGUUUUGGUGAAUCGAUCACCUCCGGAUCAUCCGGUGGCGAUGUAUGUGAUAUCCUCAAGGGUUUAAUCCCUUGCACGAGCGUUACGGAGAGAAAUCUCUUGGCAGAUGCUUCGAAAAUCAUCGAAAAGCAUAACAAAAUUUAUAAACGGAAAGACGAUUUACGCAGAAUCGUAACCGAUUCCCUCUCAUCUCUUGGUUACAGUUCUUCCAUCUGCAAAUCCAAAUGGGAGAAAUCCCCCUCCUUCCCAGCUGGUGAAUACGAAUACGUGGAUGUGAUUCUGAAUGGAGAACGAUUGCUGAUAGACAUCGAUUUUAGAUCCGAAUUCGAGAUUGCUCGUUCGACGGGAACAUAUAAAGCGAUUCUUCAGACGCUACCGUACGUCUUCGUCGGGCAAUCAGAACGUCUCAGACAAAUUGUAUCCAUCGUAUCGGAAGCCGCGAGCCAGAGCCUGAAGAAGAAAGGAAUGCAUUUUCCGCCAUGGAGGAAAGCCGAGUACAUGCUUGCUAAAUGGCUCUCUCCUCCGAUCAAAACCACUGACUCUCUCCCCAACGCUCCUCCGAGGGCCGAACCCGAAGAAUCCAAAAACGACCCGCUGGCAACCGACACCGAUUGCGGUGAAUUCGAGUUGAUUUUCGGCGAGGAAUCGGUGUCAAUCGAGUCCGCAACCACCAGCGAUCCCGAAUCGCUAUCGCAGACGUUAAUCUCCGGCGAAAAUGAACCGGCAACGGGGAGCGGUUCUCCGUGGCAACCCCCUGCGAUCAAGCCAAAGAGAAUAGAUAAAGGAGCUAAGAUAGUCACCGGAUUAGCUUCCCUUCUCAAAGAGAAAUCUUGAGAACGAAAAAAAAAUAAAAAAGUUUUGGUUUUUUUUUUUUUUUAUUUCUG
Cucurbita pepo subsp. pepo (vegetable marrow) is the source of this 1917-nucleotide messenger RNA. RefSeq lists its product as uncharacterized. NCBI's taxonomy places the organism in Eukaryota, Viridiplantae, Streptophyta, Magnoliopsida, Cucurbitales, Cucurbitaceae. The record is from RefSeq and is a predicted model, not a curated record.